AAUCAGACGGCGGAUGUGCUUAUAAGGCGGAGUAAGGAGUCUUUGGGAAAACCGGCUAUUACAGUAUAACUAGAGAACAUAAAUGACAAACGAACGGCGGGAUCGCGUCUUAAAACACGCACAACGGUUUUUAGAGAUCAAACUCCUCGUGAAAGAAUCGCAAAGCUCUUUUCAUCCACGCCGCAUAAACGUGAGAGGGAUAUUUUGACGUCACCGCCGCACGAACCAAUGAGCGGCCUCAAUAUGUGGGACACGAGCGACGUGACGUGUGCUCAGGGUGUCUGCGCAUGCGCAGUCUGCGGGAGCGUUAUGUAAACCUACUGUCUAUGAUGUAAACCUUCUCUGAUUCGGCCCGGUUCUGUGUAAAAGUGGACUUUGGUGGACUGAGCGGGUCUGAAGGCACAUCUUCAUUAACUCUGAGAUGAUUAAAUCACAUAAAUUCAUACCCGCGCUUCAGUAACGCCUCAGUCUGUGUGUGUCUGCAGUGUCUCGGGCGCAGCAUCAUGUCCGUCAGCUCCAUCAGCUCCGUCAGCUCCGUGCACUGGUUCAGGAAGGGUCUGCGUCUGCAUGAUAACCCGGCUCUGCUGGAGGCCGCCCGGGGCUCACACACGCUGCGCUGCGUGUACUUCCUGGACCCCUGGUUCGCCGGGGCCUCCAACCGCGGGGUCAACCGCUGGAGGUUUCUGCUGCAGUGUCUGGAGGAUCUGGACUCCAGUCUUCGUAAACUCAACUCCUGUCUGUUCGUCAUCCGUGGUCAGCCGGCUAACAUCUUUCCGCGCCUCUUCAAGGAGUGGAAAGUGUCUCGGCUGACGUUCGAGUGUGACUCAGAGCCGUUCGGGAAAGAGCGAGAUGCAGCUAUAAAGAAACUGGCGUCUGAAGCAGGAGUGGAGGUGAUCGUGAAGACCUCGCACACACUUCACGACCUGGACAGGAUCACGGAGCUGAACGGUGGUCAGCCGCCGCUGACAUAUAAACGCUUUCAGACGCUGGUGAGCAGCAUGGAGCCGCCGGAGCCUCCGCUGGAGCCGCUGACCCGAGAGCUGCUGGGAAACUGUGUGACGCCCAUCAGCGCAAACCACAGAGAGAGAUACGGAGUGCCCCUGCUGGACGAGCUGGGAUUCGACACUGAGUCUUUGGAUCCUGCUGUUUGGCCCGGAGGAGAAUCAGAGGCUCUGAUGAGGUUGGAGCGACACUUCGGACCCGACUCCAACACGGCGUGGAAGGAGAACUUUGAGCGUCCGAAGAUGAGCUCCAGUCCGCUGCUGGCCAGUCCGCUGGGCUUGAGCCCGUACCUGCGCUUCGGCUGUCUGUCCUGCCGUCUCUUCUACUACAAACUCACUGAACUCCACAACAAGGUGAAGAAGAAUGCAAGCCCGUCGAUUUCUCUUUACGACAAGCUCUUAUGGAGGGAGUUCUUCUACACGGCGGCGAGCAACAACCCGCGCUUCGACCGCAUGGAGGGAAACCCCAUCUGCAUCCGCAUCCCGUGGGACAGGAACCCCGAGGCGCUUGCCAAGUGGGCCGAGGCCAAGACAGGCUUCCCGUGGAUCGACGCCAUCAUGACCCAGCUGCGACAGGAGGGCUGGAUCCAUCAUCUGGCGCGGCACGCCGUGGCCUGCUUCCUGACACGAGGAGAUCUCUGGAUCAGCUGGGAGGAGGGCAUGAAGGUGUUCGAGGAGCUGCUGCUGGACGCUGACUGGAGUGUGAACGCCGGGAGCUGGCUCAGUCACUCCUGCAGCUCCUUCUUCCAGCAGUUCUUCCACUGCUACUGUCCCGUGGGAUUCGGACGCAGGAUUGACCCCAACGGAGACUUCAUAAGACGUUACUUACCCGUGCUCCGAGAUUUUCCGGCCAAGUUCAUCUACGAUCCCUGGAACGCACCGGACGACGUGCAGCGGGCUGCCAAAUGUGUGAUUGGCGUGGAUUACCCCAAACCCAUGGUGAACCACGCUGAGGCCAGCCGCCUGAACAUCGAGAGGAUGCGGCAGAUCUACCAGCAGCUCUCCAGAUACCGCGGACUCAGUCUUCUCGCAACUGUUCCAUCCAAUCACAUGGAGGUCGUGGGUGCAAAUGAAUCUCAAGGAGCAACGGCGCCCCCUACAUGCUGGAGGACCCACAGCAGCACUUCGUCUCACACAGGGGUCCGGAGAGAACAGCAGGGAGCAAGCAGAGCGAGACAUAGCAUCACAAGACAGCGACACGCCCUCAGCCACCGUACAUCACCCUACACCAUCCAGAGCGACCUGACGGAGCGCAGCCACGAGUUUGCCAUCCCUAAACAACCAGGGCGUCUGAUUUGGCCGGCUGGGGGCGGGACUAGAAGGAGCGAAAAAGAGGAGGCGGGGCUUAACCGUUGCCAUGGUGAUGAUGGCCCCUCCUCCUCCUCUUCAGCGCCAAAAGCCCAAGAUGAUGAAAAAAUGCAGGAAGAUGCGGAGGGCGUGGCCUUCUGUUCCUAAGCUCCUCCCACUGAUGGAUUCGCAGAACGUACUACAACCUUUCCUCGUGUGUUAAACACAAACAUGAGUAACUCGAAACGGUUUGUCCAAUCAAAUCGUGGUGAAAAAUGCAAUUUUUACAUUUUUAGAAAUUUUAUACAAUUUCAAUUAACUAAAAUGUAAUUAUUAUCCCAAAAACUGAUUUUACAAAUCAGAUGUAAAUACUUUCUUCAUGUCAUUAAACUUUAAAACUAAAGGUCCUUUCACACCAAACUUUAAACGAAUGACUGUAACGUCAGUUUGAACGACAAUCUAAAUAAUAACUAUUUAUUUAUAUUUAAGAAUGUAGUUGACGAAAAUGUGAACCAAAGCUCAAGUCUUAUUGGUCUCCAUGUUGAAAAAUCGAGUGCCUCCUAUUAUUUGCCGUAAAAAAAAUUGCAAACAGCCGAAGAAAAACAUGCGUUGUGCCACAUUUCAACUGAUCCAGAUUUGCUCAGUAUUAUGGAUGAAUGGAAGAGUUUCAGCAGCGCUGCUCUGAUCCAGACUCACCUGUACAUACCUGCGUCUGUUUCCAUGGUGAUGUGAGAGUCACAUGACCGCUGGAUUGUGUUUGGGUCCAAACUAUUGUAACUGUACCACAGAUGAAUGAUUGUCUCGUCUGUAAAAACAACUUUGUUUUGCU
Carassius auratus (goldfish) is the source of this 3117-nucleotide messenger RNA. Its product is annotated as cryptochrome-1-like. NCBI's taxonomy places the organism in Eukaryota, Metazoa, Chordata, Actinopteri, Cypriniformes, Cyprinidae. Gene Ontology annotation, biological process: entrainment of circadian clock by photoperiod; circadian regulation of gene expression; negative regulation of DNA-templated transcription. Bases 504 to 2456 code for a protein of 650 amino acids. The record is from RefSeq and is a predicted model, not a curated record. Gene Ontology annotation, cellular component: nucleus; cytoplasm. The transcript has 15 exons. Gene Ontology annotation, molecular function: DNA binding; FAD binding.